GUUACUUUGCGAAUUUCUUCAAAUUAAGUUUUAUAAUAAAUUUUGUAUAACAAUAUCAAGCAAUUUAUCGUCAAUUCAAUAUUCUGUCGAACAUUAAUGAAUGAAAAUAUAACCUGUUGCUGAAACAUUUUGGGGUUAUGAAAGUUUUAUGAUACUACAAUAAAUAUGGAUAUGGCUGAUAAUCACGGUGAAAGUGAUGGACGAGCUGUAAUUAAUUUCUUAAAAAAUAAUGUGUACAAACUAGAUAAUACUACUUUAGAGGCUGAAAUGAAAAAAGAUUUUUUAUUUGCUAAAAAAAAGAGUAAAGACGCUAAAAAGAAACAAAGCAAGAAGAAAUCUAAAACGUUGACGAGAAAGGAGAAAAAGGCUUUGGGUUUUUAUGAUAUUGCAAAGAAUGGCGUGAAAUAUAAUGAUGUAUUACCCAUGAAUAAUAUAUGGGAGGGUUAUAUGAGUGAAUUGCUUGAAUUAGAUAAACCAGUGCCAAAAUGUAAUAGCAAAGGCUGGGAGCAAUUUACACAAACUUUAUUCCGAGCAGACUUUCAUGGUAGCAUUCUAGAAGUUAUAAGGUCAAAAUGUCCGAGCUAUGUAGGAAAAAAAGGUAUCUGCAUUAUGGAUACUAGAAAUACAUUCAAAAUAGUUUCAAUAAAUGAUGUGGUAACAACUAUACCUAAACGUGAAUGUGUUUUUGAUAUGUAUAUAAAUGAUAUGAAAAUAACAUUUUUUGGUAAACAUUUGUGUAUCAGACCUGCGGAACGAUCUACCAAAAAAAUUAAAUGUGUUAUGCAUCCUGAUCUAUAAGACAGUGAAUAUGUCGAAUAAUAAUCAUAGUAAAUAAUGAGUUUUAAUGUCACUAAAAACGAAAUAAGUUCAAGAGAUAACCUUAAUUAUAUACAGUCACAGAAAAACUACCUUCCUCCUCAAAAUUAACUUGAACUCUGCCCCUUUUUCUGAAUUAAAGAAUGUGGUAUUAUUUAUCUUUUGAUAUUAACAAUCUUUAUAACUUUUACUGUACCCCUGAAUAUUGUAUAUACAGUCUAAUCUAGAUUAGCAUG
This is a messenger RNA of Papilio machaon (common yellow swallowtail), 1052 nucleotides long. It is a transcript of the gene Pop4, whose product is annotated as ribonuclease P protein subunit p29. The record is from RefSeq and is a predicted model, not a curated record. The coding region runs from base 166 to 798 and encodes 210 amino acids. Gene Ontology annotation, cellular component: ribonuclease P complex; ribonuclease MRP complex. The transcript has a single exon. Gene Ontology annotation, biological process: rRNA processing; tRNA 5'-leader removal. Lineage: Eukaryota; Metazoa; Arthropoda; Insecta; Lepidoptera; Papilionidae. Gene Ontology annotation, molecular function: ribonuclease P RNA binding.